AUGAAAGUACUUCUCUGGGACAGAAAGACAGAAGGAGGGUUUCCAGAAACAAAAGUGCUUAAGCAAAAGGUACGAGAUUGUAUAGACCCUUCGCGAGACCUGGGUCAUUCAGACAAGCAUGGCAAAAAGAAGGAAACAAAGACGGAAGAAGAAGGGAAAGAGGACCAGAGAGUAGCGGACAACGGGGUCGAAGUCAAGAGGAAUCCAGACGAGUCUCAAGCCAGGCAGCCUUCGCGGCAUCAUUCGGCGGGCUUUCUCACAGACGUGCUCAGUCUCCAUCAACACGUCAACCUGGCCAAGCGCCACCACACCUUGCUCGGAUUCCACAGCCACCACGUUGCCGCCUAUUCUGCCAAAAUACGAGAGUCGAUGCAUCCUACCAGAGUCCAGCGGUGGUCUGGCUUGACGCGUACUGUGAACGACUGGGACCAUGGUCUGCGCAGGGACCCAGAAUUAUGGUACGAAGAUGGGGACUGCUACAUACACUUGCAUGCAAGAGGAGUCUCACGCCGCGGCCCGUCUUUCUGCAUUCCGUAUAGAAUCCUGCGCCAAAAAAAGUGCGAGGCCAUGAUCAGUCAAUGUGAUGCUCAGCUCGAUUCUGCGCCGAGAUUCGUACCCCAACUCAAGCGAAGGUCCAGCUCGCUCGUGAACAUAAGCCAACAGCCGCGAACCGUCCAGCUCUUCAUACCUGCUCCAGCGGACGUUUCCGUGCAAGCAUCGUUCCAAUGGCACAUCACCACUCGUAACUUCUUUGCUUUCCUACUGGGUAAAUCAUUGGUCGGUGAGCAUAUGGGCCAGGCAUUUGUGGACCUUCAAGAAAGGUUGAGUCUCUUUCGGCCUGACCACCCCAACAACAUUCAGGACUUUUUAUCCUACGCAGAAGACCAGGGCUACCGGGAUUUGGUGGAAUGCACAGACUACGCCCUUGCCAGUCUUUUUUAUGCAGAGCAUUACAAGCUCAAAGAUGUGUGGAUCGAUGCAUUUGCCCACUGUGUCGGCAUGAACGAGAGCUUGCACCUCAGCCCGGAAUAUUCACUUACCUCAAAACUCACAAAAGCCUUGAUUACUCGAGCUCGCCGCGAAGUCGACACUCAUCUUGAACGCGUCUCUAUUGCGAUUAGCAACUUCCUACAAGAGGAUCUCUCUCCCGCCUACCUUGGGCUAACCGAUGGUGCCCGAAGCCAUCUCGACCGAUUCCGCCAGUUUUUACAUACCUUCUACGCUGAAAAGUUUGGGUAUUGGCCACCCCCACGAGGCGCCACAUACCCCAAAUCUCUUUACAAAUCAAUGUACUAUGAUUUCAAGAGCCUCUAUGACUAUCUUGUGGACACAGAUUCUACUCAUGAUAUCUCUUGUCAAAGACCUGCGAGUGGUGGUAUCUGUGUCCUGCAGAAUGUCAUUACAUUUGAUCACCGGCAUAAUUUCAGCUCACUACCACACCCGUUGCCCCUGUUGCCGACAUACGUGUCGCCUUCAAAAAAAUCGGACUCUCACAAGGCCUUGAGACAGCUCACUUUAGCAAGUCAGCAUCAAAAAACCCAUGAGCUACAUACCAUGAGCGGUGCCUUGAUGGCUGCAACAAAUACUUUGGAUCAGCAGGUCACAAACUCGAAGAUUGUCCAGGCAUACAUGUACUUUGAAAAGUCCCAUUCGGUCAGUACGUGUCGGCGCGAGGAGAAGAUCACAGUGAUGGAUGCACGCAAAGUUAGAUGGCUCCUCAUCUACGGUACGCUCCAAUACCUGCUGUCUGCUCUUCAGGCUCCCAGGCAGGUGCGCGAUUCCGAAAGCUCAACGUACCCUUUGUGCUAUGUUGCCAACCCGACCCCAAAGCCCACCAACGCCAAUCGUUCAUCUACCCCUCCGCUCAAUGUUGCUCAAGCUAUCGAUGGAUACAUUUCCGAGCCGCAACCCAGUCCAUUUUCGAUUGAACCCGACUGUCAGAGGGAAGAUUACUUCAGCCCGGAAAACCUGAGCCGGCGAGGAUCCAUGGAAGUUUCACCGCUGCGUCAAUCAUCAGUGCGGUCACUCACACAACUCUCACUAUCCUCACUGGGAUCUCGCCGGAACAGCCUGAAGAGACAGUCCAGCCGCUUCUCCUCCAGCAGCGCCCCCACCGAUGAUGUACUAAAAGAGGCAAUAGCAACCUCUUCGCCCACAAAUGACGUCCAUCCGAUGUGUUCCGGUUACCCUGACCCCCCGUUGUCGAUCCCAGUGGGAAAAAGUGGGCCUCAGACAUCUUGGCUAAGAUCACGCACACCCUCAGUCUCGUGCAGCAUCAAGACUUUGGGAGGGAGUAUCGAUACCGCCCCGAGAUCACCGCUACUUGAGUUCUCACAGCUCGAUCGUUCUACGAAGCCGUCUACACACGCUGGCACAGGAGACCGCCCCAGCCGGUCGGAUAGUACUAGUUCCACGGGGAGCUCAUUAUGGAGUGUAGGGGUAAGCGCAGCGUCGUCUAAGUCGAGUGCAUGCGACGGUAUACAAAAAACUAGCGAUGCAGAGGAGAGCGGCCUUCUAGGCGGCCUUGUUCCUAUUGGGGCAACAACAGAGUCAACCAAGACCAAGCCAUUGCACAUCCCUAUCGUGCCACACAGCCAUGUACAUCCAUUGUUGCGCAAGAGCUCUCGGCGAGUGGCAUUUCAGCUUGACUUUGACAACAAACAAUCAGGAGCUAAGCAGGACGUCCGCCAGCCUACUGAAUUUGAGUCGAUGAAUGACCUCGCUCUAUCGAUACCGCCAUCAUGCAGCUCGCCAAGUUGCGCAGACACACAUUCUCAACCCACUGCCGUCAAGGCGCACGCCCUCCUCUUUGGAAGGAAGCCGUGUCUCCCGCGAUCUACUUCUACCGUAUCAGCCCCAGACAGUACGUGUUCUAAAGGCAGCCCGAGUACCGUUAGUACCGCCACAGAUGGCUACUGGGAACAGUACAAGACCACUCUCACCCAACAGCGAGCGCGAACGUGGUCCAAUACCGGCUCACUCUUAGAUUCUACCACUCUCAAAACACCUUUCUCUCGUCUCUCUAGGCCCAGCAACGAAGAAAAUCGCGGAGUCAAGAGCGAUCGAAGAAUUUCUUACCUAUGGCGCCGCUAACUUUUGACGCUUCGCUCCAUUUUAGAAAACUCGGGUUUCCUGCACAUUUCGAGCGAUAUGCAUCUGCGGCGUUUUCUUAUACCAAAUCGAUUCAGCGAUCAUGUUCUAUACCCUUCUACGCGUUGCUAUUUUCGUCUCCCACAACAUCAGAUUAGCAUAAAAUAUUCUAUACGGACAAUAAACACGACGCGAUUCUUCACC
Molecule: messenger RNA, 3294 nt
Organism: Exserohilum turcica Et28A
Lineage: Eukaryota; Fungi; Ascomycota; Dothideomycetes; Pleosporales; Pleosporaceae
Exons: 5
Coding region: 1-3093 (1030 amino acids)
Source: RefSeq, a predicted model, not a curated record